CGCUCUUCGUAACGCAAAGCAAGAGAACGUGUAUCGAGAUCGAUGUGAAUAUUUUUUUUGUUUAUGAAAAAAAUUACAUAGAGAAAAAGUGUUCAAAUUCGUUUUCAUCACAAAUUCCUCAAAAAUUUUAAAAUGGCUGCAACAUCAGUGAUUGUUUUGGAUCGUUCAAACAACACGACCUGUACAAUCAAUCUUCACGGAGCGACAGUCGUGUCGUGGCGAGUUAACAACCAGGAGCAACUGUUUGUUAGUAAAUUGGCAGUGUUUGAUGGGAAGAAAGCUAUUAGAGGUGGAAUCCCAUUUGUGUUCCCACAGUUCGGUCCAUGGUCAUUUGGACCGAAUCAUGGCUUUGCAAGAAUAGUCAGAUGGACACUGGAGCGUGGACCAGAACGACUUCCUAAUGGUGAUGUCGAGGCUGUUUUAAGUUUAAUGGAUACAGAUUUCACACGAUCCAUGUGGAACUAUCCGUUUCGUAUCACAUAUCGCAUUAUCUUAAGAGAGAAAGAACUUCAUUUCCAUAUUGGAGUUUAUAAUCCAAGUAAAGAAUUGGCAUUUUCAUUUAACCUACUUCUUCAUACAUACUUGAAAGUUCCUGAUGUUCGUAAAUGUCAAAUUACGGGACUUCAUGGUUGUACUUUUAUCGAUAAGACGAGAGACGGUGCAAUUUACCAAGAAGGGCGUGAAGUUGCAACAAUUAAUGAAUGGACCGAUAGGAUAUAUCAACAUACAAGUCAAGAACACAUUAUUACGAAUGUUGUUUCCGGAAGAAAGAUGCGUCUACAAAAAUAUAAUUUUCCAGAUACUGUCAUCUGGAAUCCAUGGUUAGAUAAAGCUCGUGAAACGCCUGAUUUUGGCGAUGAUGAAUAUCCUAAUAUGGUUUGCGUAGAAGCUGGGCACGUGUCUUCACCUGUGCUGCUUCUACCUGGAACAGCGUUCGAAGCUUCUCAAAUUCUUCAAGUGAUUGUGAAUCCGAAAAGAUGAAAUUCGAGAAAGUCCCAGCGCCAAAAUCAAAAUCAGCCGCCACCUCAAUCUCAACAACAUCAACAGCAGCACGCUCCUGUUGCGCCACCAACGCAACAUUUGUCGUUCAAUCCGUACAUAAGAUAAGCUGUGAAGUCAUGUUGGGGAGACAACGUAAUUUCUUUGAAUUAAAAUAUUUAUUUAACUUAAUAUUCUCGAAAUAAUUUUUUAAUCGAUUCAAAGAAAUUAGCGGCUGCGCUCGGACUUUCUUAUUAGUUGAGAAUAUAAUAUUCUUAAAAUAUAUAUAUAAAAAAAUCUUCUUCUCUUCCCUUGUGGAAAAUGUUGUAAAAUGUGAAAGUAAGUAAUCGAAACGGACAAAAAACAAUUAAUUUGUAAAUGCACAAAAUGGAUGGAUGACGUCUACAUAGAAAUAAUUUAAACCUUAAAAAGACUUUGUCGAAGAUGACGUGAGAGUGUGAAACGUUUUUUUUUCUUGUUUUUGAUAUUAUCUAAUUAAUGAGAGGAAACUCAGGAUAGAAGUGAAAUUGAAAAUUAAUGAUAUUGCACAAUUAAAAAAAAAGAAAUUUAUCUUAACCGAAACGAUACCAAUUUUUUUGAUGUAUACGAAUGAAACAGAAUUAAAAUAAAAGAUAAAUAAAAUGAAAUAAAUUCUGAUCGAAAAUUUUCCAUGGAAAUCUAAAAUUAAUUUUUCCAAAAAUGAAAAAAUCGUCAAUUUUUCCAAAACAAUUAAGGGUUGUAAUAAUUGAUUCAAAAAUUAAGAUAAAAAUAUUAUGAAACUCGAAACAUGGAAGAAAUUUUAUUACCUACACAAUUUCUUUUAACGAUAAAACUUUUCUUAAUCACACCUAUUUUGGUUUUACAUGUAAAGAGAUAAAACGCUUAGCGGAUUUUUACAGGUUGUCAACUGAAAUAAUUUUUAAUGAUCGAACUUUUAAGAUCAAUCAACUGUUUUAUUAUGAAUGUACUUUUAACAAAUUGGAUGAUUGAUUGUUAUUGACAAACUUUUAUUAAAAAGAAACAAAAUUCUUCCAUAGAACCCCAAUAAUAAUAUUUAAAUAAUAUUUUCUAACAAAACGUCCUUCGUUCUAAUUGAAACAUAAAGUUCAAUGAGAAAACUCUAAGAAAAAGAAAAUUUGAAUUAAUUAAAAGUGUUGUAAAUGUUUUGAAUAAAGUUACUAAAUUUGAAAGCAUGAAGGUGAUUAUAUUGUUCUCAUAUAAUCAUCAAUAAAUUUGUAAAAACUUCUUUUUUUAAAAGAAAAUAAUAAUAAGAAAAAAG
This is a messenger RNA of Clunio marinus, 2257 nucleotides long. The record is from the annotation of a GenBank genome assembly. NCBI's taxonomy places the organism in Eukaryota, Metazoa, Arthropoda, Insecta, Diptera, Chironomidae.